ACUCUCCUCCUGCCUGUCAGGGUGGAGGGUGAGGAAGGGGCUUGUGAGGUGACAGAAGUGAGCAAACUGGAUGGAGAGGCCUCCAUUAACAACCGCAAAGGGAAGCUUAUCUUUUUCUAUGAGUGGGCUAUCAAGCUGGCAUGGACUGGCACCUCAAAGACUGGGGUGAAAUACAAAGGUUAUGUGGAGAUUCCUAAUCUCUCAGAUGAAAAUGACAUCGAUGAAGUUGAGAUCCUUGUCAGCCUUGCUAAAGAUGAGCCUGACACUAACUUAAAGACCUUGAUGAAGCAAGAGGGUGCAAAAAAAAUUAGAGAUGCAAUGAAAACUUACAUCAGCACUCUCAAAACAGAAUUCACCCAGGGCAUGAUUUUGCCCACAGUGAAUGGUGAACAUAUGGAAACAACCCCUCAGGUGGCUCCUAAAGCAGAAGACCGCAAGACGGCUGCUAGCAGCAGUACUGCCACAUCGCAGUCCAAAUCCAUAGGAGUCAAGAUCCCUACGUGUAAGAUCAACUUGAAGGACACCUUCUUAACAUCCCCUGAAGAGCUCUACCGGGUAUUCAUUACUCAGGAGAUGGUCCAAGCUUUCACUCACGCACAAGCCACCUUGGAGGCUGAUAAAGGAGGCAAGUUUCAGCUGCUGGAUGGCAGUGUCACAGGAGAGUUUGUUGACCUAGUGCCUGAGAAGCAACUUGUUAUGAAAUGGAGAUUUAAAUCGUGGCCAGCUGGGCACUUUGCAACUAUUACCUUGAACUUCACCGACAAAGGUGGUGAGACGGAGGUGUGCUUGGAAGGCAAGGGCGUUCCUGCCAGCGAGGAGGAAAGAACAAAGCAAGGCUGGCAGCGCUACUACUUCGAGGGUAUUAAACAGACAUUUGGCUAUGGCGCCCGCUUGUUUUAAUACUGGUUGCUGGGAUGGCUUUGCCUGAAGACUCUGCCACAUGGACUGAUCAAUUUCUCACCUGUCCCUUUCUAAUCUUGGCCCUGCUGCUGAGUAAAGUGGGAUGACAGGUGAUGCGGAAGGCCAUUGAGCAGCACCACUUUCAGUCCCUCACUGCUUUGUGCAUGUCUCGUGCUGCAGGGGAUUCUCUUACAUGUACAUACUUCUAUUGCUAAAUAAACCUAACUUAAAAAAAA
Messenger RNA from Nestor notabilis (Kea), 1136 nucleotides. It is a transcript of the gene AHSA1, whose product is annotated as AHA1, activator of heat shock 90kDa protein ATPase homolog 1 (yeast). The annotation marks the transcript as partial. Gene Ontology annotation, molecular function: protein-folding chaperone binding; ATPase activator activity. Gene Ontology annotation, biological process: positive regulation of ATP-dependent activity; protein folding. The transcript has 8 exons. Lineage: Eukaryota; Metazoa; Chordata; Aves; Psittaciformes; Psittacidae. The record is from RefSeq and is a predicted model, not a curated record. Gene Ontology annotation, cellular component: cytosol.